Kwoniella shivajii is the source of this 801-nucleotide messenger RNA. RefSeq lists its product as uncharacterized. Bases 1 to 801 code for a protein of 266 amino acids. Gene Ontology annotation, molecular function: RNA binding. Lineage: Eukaryota; Fungi; Basidiomycota; Tremellomycetes; Tremellales; Cryptococcaceae. Gene Ontology annotation, biological process: positive regulation of mRNA splicing, via spliceosome. The record is from RefSeq and is a predicted model, not a curated record. Gene Ontology annotation, cellular component: spliceosomal complex. The transcript is spliced from 8 exons.
AUGUCCGACCCCAACGACGUAUGGCAAAACUCUUCUCGAGACCAAGAAGGUUCUCCCCGUCGAGAUGACGGUGGUCGAUCUCCUCGAAGAGAUAGAUCAAGAAGUCCAGCUGCUAAAGCUAAUGGUAACGGUGACAACCGAGGUCGAACCGAAGAUGGAGCUACUCAAAACCCAGGUAACAACCUUCAUAUUAGUGGUUUGUCCAGAUCCGUAGACGAACCCAAACUCAGGGAGGUUUUCGCCUCUAUCGGUAAAGUAACUAAGGUUCAAAUCAUGCUUGAUCCCCACAGUCAGGAAUCAAGAGGUUUCGGUUUCGUCAUGAUGGAGGCUGGUGAGGAUGCUCAAGCUGCCAUUGAGAAACUCAACGGUCAACCCCUUGAGGGUAAGACCCUUACUGUCGCUCAUGCUCGAAGAGGUCGUGCACGAACCCCUACUCCUGGUAGAUACCAUGGUGUCAAGGUUGAUUCUGCUCCUCGGUCUUACGGUGGUGGUGGCGGUGGUUUCGAUAGACCUUACCAACCUCGAUCAUAUGAUUCUCGAUACUCUGACCGAGGUCCUCCUCGAGGCGGUUACGAUGACAGAGAUAGACGAUAUGAGGACAGACGCGUAGACGACAGACGAUAUGAUGACAGAAGAUCUUACCGAGAUGAUCGAGGUGGCAGGGACGAUUAUCGACCUAGAGAAGCACCUCCCAGAGAUUCUGAACGAGAUGCUCCAAGAGGUGGUGGAGGUUAUGAGAGAAGAGAAGAAAGACCUCGUUACGAGGAAAGACCUCGUUAUGACGAACGACCUAGAUAUUAG